AUGGAUGAAAUCAAUGAUGAUUUCGGAGAAACAGAUGUAACACUUGUCAUUGGCGCAAAUGAUACAGUUAAUCCUAUUGCUCUUGAACCGGGUUCUAGUAUUGCCGGUAUGCCUGUUUUACACGCGUGGAAGAGUAAACAGGUGAUUGUUAUGAAGAGAGGUAUGGCAAGUGGAUAUGCUGAUGUGGUUAAUCCGAUGUUUUAUAUGCCCGGUACGAGGAUGCUUUUUGGUGAUGCUAAGGAUAGUUGUGAUGCUAUUAAAGGUGCACUGGAAGCGAGAAAUCGUAUGUAUGACGUCUGA
Botrytis sinoallii is the source of this 300-nucleotide messenger RNA. RefSeq lists its product as uncharacterized. Lineage: Eukaryota; Fungi; Ascomycota; Leotiomycetes; Helotiales; Sclerotiniaceae. Gene Ontology annotation, biological process: NADPH regeneration. The record is from RefSeq and is a predicted model, not a curated record. Gene Ontology annotation, cellular component: mitochondrial inner membrane. The coding region runs from base 1 to 300 and encodes 99 amino acids. Gene Ontology annotation, molecular function: NAD binding; NADP binding. The transcript has 2 exons.